Camarhynchus parvulus is the source of this 1322-nucleotide messenger RNA. RefSeq names its product D-beta-hydroxybutyrate dehydrogenase, mitochondrial-like. Lineage: Eukaryota; Metazoa; Chordata; Aves; Passeriformes; Thraupidae. The transcript has 4 exons. The coding region runs from base 1 to 972 and encodes 323 amino acids. The record is from RefSeq and is a predicted model, not a curated record.
AUGUGGGCAGCGGCCCCUCUCCUGCUCCCGCUCCUGCUGCUGCUCCUGCUGCCUCUGGCGCGGCUGUGCCGGCGCGGGGCGGCGCGGCUGGAGCCGGCCGGGCGGGCCGUGCUCAUCACGGGCUGUGACAGCGGCUUCGGGCACCUGCUGGCGCUGCGCCUGCACCGCCUGGGCUUCACCGUGUUCGCGGGCUGCCUGUGCCCCGGCGGGGACGGGGCGCGGCGGCUGCAGCGGGAGGCGGGCGGCGCGGGCCGGCUGCGCGUCCUGCGGCUCGAUGUGACCCGCGCCCGCGACGUGCGCGCCGCCAAGGAGCUGGUGCUCAGCCACCUGCCCGAGCGAGGUUUCUGGGGCCUUGUCAACAAUGCAGGAAUAUCAACAUUUGGUGAGACAGGCUGGCUGCCUAUGGAGACAUAUGAAAAAUUUGCAGAUGUGAAUCUCCUUGGGAGCAUCAGGACAACCCUGGCAUUUCUUCCCCUUUUAAGGAAAUACAAGGGACGUAUUGUUUUCAUGUCCAGCAUCAUUGCCUACUUUACUCUGGGAAAUGGCAUUUAUUCUAUGACCAAGGCAGCUAUUGAAAAAUUUUGUGAUGCUUUAAGACUGGAAAUGAAGAAGUUUGGUGUCCAGGUCUGUAUUAUCCAGCCAGGAAAUUAUGCACGCUCUACAAAAAUUCAGCCACCGCUCAGUGCCGAAGAGAUCUGGAGUGAACUGAGUGAAGAGGAAAAGGCUGUUUACAGCAAGGAGUACGUUCAAGAGCGGGCAGACUUUUUCAACAGCAUCCUCAGUGAGGGAAGCACUAAUGGCAAUGAGGUGGUAGAUGCCAUGGUGGAUGCUCUAACAUCUCCUGCACCCAAGGCACGGUACAUGGUGGCAAAGCUGAAGGAGAAGGCCCUGGUGUUGGUGUGUGCUUUGUUCCCAACUGCCGUGAUGGAUUCUGUUCUGUCUUAUGCUCUGAGCAAGGUAAAACUUGCAUAGCCUGCAGUGGUGCUACUCCCUGGCUCCGGUGAGGCAGUGUAUCACAUGUGAAAGGCAGAGCUGAACUGAACGCUCCUGUGUCAGUACAGUGACACUCAUUAACCAGUACAAACUCUGGGGAGUCUCCCUAGUCAGAACUGUCACCGAUUGCUACAGAAAAACAUACAGGACCCUGUGUAAAAUUAAAUCAUUUAAGUAACUUUAUCUCUUCCCUGUGGAAACACCCCAUCCACAUAAGCCACUUUAGUUAUUGCCUGGAAAAAUUAAUAGAUCCUUUUCUAAAGCAAAAGCAGGUUACUGUGUUACAGACAUGAUGCAGACAAAAUGGAGUGCAUCCUACAGGGCAGCUG